Boleophthalmus pectinirostris (great blue-spotted mudskipper) is the source of this 942-nucleotide messenger RNA. RefSeq names its product olfactory receptor 10A6-like. Gene Ontology annotation, cellular component: membrane. Gene Ontology annotation, biological process: G protein-coupled receptor signaling pathway. The transcript has a single exon. Bases 1 to 942 code for a protein of 313 amino acids. Lineage: Eukaryota; Metazoa; Chordata; Actinopteri; Gobiiformes; Gobiidae. The record is from RefSeq and is a predicted model, not a curated record. Gene Ontology annotation, molecular function: G protein-coupled receptor activity; olfactory receptor activity.
AUGUCAAACCUCACUCACUUCACUCACUUCACCCUGACGGCGUACCUGGACCUGGGCAUGUUCAGAUACCUGGUGUUCUUGGUGCUGCUGGUGCUCUACGUGCUGACUUUAACCUCUAACCUGCUGCUCAUAUCGGUGAUCAUUCUGAACCGUACUUUGGCCGAGCCCAUGUACUUGUUCCUGUGCAGUCUUUUCCUGAGCGAACUGUACGGCUCCACCAUGUUGUUUCCGAUGCUCCUCCGCCACGUGCUGCAGCAGCUCCACCAGAUCUCGGUUUCCUUCUGUUUUCUCCAGAUCUACUGCCUUCAUUCCUACGCCACGACUGAAUACCUCAAUCUUGCAGUUUUAGCAUACGACCGAUACAUUGCAAUCUGCUUCCCCCUGCAGUAUCACAGUCACAUGAGCAGGGACCGAAUUAUGAAACUGAUUAUGUCCACAUGGCUUUAUGGUUUACUGGGCGUUGUUCAGACUUUAUGCAUCACUACGUCUCUAAAGCUGUGUAAUAAUGUCAUUUCUAAAGUGUACUGUGAUAAUUACUCUGUUGUACGACUGGCCUGUUCUGAUGUUUCCAUUAUAAAUAUCCAUGGAUUAACCUGGACAUUUGUCACGAUCGUUACCCCAUUCAUCUUCACAAUGUACACUUACCUGUGCAUCCUCAGAGUGUGUUUCUCUGGGUCCAAGUCUGUGCGGCAGAAGGCUCUGAGCACCUGUCUGCCUCACCUGGUCACCCUUACCAACUUCACCAUUGGGGGCAGCUUUGAGCUGGUGCAGAGCCGGUUCAACAUGAAUGGUGUGCCCGUGGCCUUGAGGGUGUUCCUGUCCCUGUACUGCAUCUCCAGCCAGCCCCUGAUCAGCCCUCUCAUCUAUGGAUUCAAAAUCUCUAAACUUCGAUCAUUAUGCAAAGGGCUGCUGAUCGCACGGCUGCACGGGAUAGACCAAUAA